Molecule: messenger RNA, 3956 nt
Organism: Hippopotamus amphibius kiboko
Lineage: Eukaryota; Metazoa; Chordata; Mammalia; Artiodactyla; Hippopotamidae
Gene: ST3GAL6
Product: ST3 beta-galactoside alpha-2,3-sialyltransferase 6
Exons: 13
Coding region: 478-1473 (331 amino acids)
Biological process (GO): glycolipid biosynthetic process
Molecular function (GO): beta-galactoside alpha-2,3-sialyltransferase activity
Source: RefSeq, a predicted model, not a curated record
CCCCGGCCCUCCCUUCGUGGUGAUUUUCCUGUCCCGGACGCCCGGAGAGGGCGCGCGGCUGGUGCCCGCCCAGCUGGAAAGCACUUGCAAGUGAACAAGCAGCACAACCUUUUGUCUUGGAUAAUUUUUAGUGGAGAGACUCCAACAAUUUAGCAGCAGCCUGCUGGGCCUCUGGCACCCUUUCCACGUUCUACACCCUCAGGAACAGAGGGCCUUUGGGAAACAGAUUCCUAAAAGUGUAGGUUAUAUGCCAGACGCCUGUCAUUUUCGCUAAUCUAUCCAAUAGCCCAGCGAGGUUGGAUGUGUGCUCUCCUCAGCGUGUGAGAACAGUCAGGUUGGAAAAAAGAGACUGAUUUACCCAAGGCCCCCCCAAGCCAGGAAUUAUGUAGAGUUGGGCUGUGAUUCCUGUCUUCUGAUUUCCGACCAGUGUUGACUCUUCACAGGGAUUACGUCCGCUGAAGUAGAAGUGGGCCAGCCAUGAGAGUGUACCUUGUGGCCAUCUUCCUGAGUGCUGUCUUCCUGUAUUAUGUGCUGCAUUGUAUAUUGUGGGGAACCAAUGUCUAUGGGGUGCCACCCGUGGAAAUGAAGCGGAGAAAUAAGAUCCAGCCUUGUUUAUCAAAGCCAGCUUUUGCCUCUCUCCUGAGGUUUCAUCAGUUUCACCCUUUUCUGUGUGCAGCUGAUUUUAAAAGUACUGCUUCCUUCUAUGGUAGCGAUAAGUUUGAUUUGCCCUAUGGGAUAAGAACAUCAGCCGAGUACUUUCGACUUGCUCUUUCAAAACUGCAGAGUUGUGAUCUCUUUGAUGAGUUUGACAAUGUGCCAUGUAAAAAGUGUGUGGUGGUUGGUAAUGGAGGAGUUCUGAAGAAUAAGACAUUAGGAGAAAAAAUUGACUCCUAUGAUGUAAUAAUAAGAAUGAAUAAUGGUCCUACUUUAGGACAUGAAGAGGAAGUUGGGAGAAGGACUACCUUCCGACUUCUUUAUCCGGAAUCUGUUUUUUCGGAUCCCAAUCACAAUGAUCCCAAUACUACGGUGAUUCUCACUGCUUUUAAGCCACUUGAUUUAAAGUGGCUGUGGGAAUUGCUGACAGGUGGCAAAAUAAACACUAAUGGUUUUUGGAAGAAACCAGCCUUAAAUCUGAUCUAUCAACCGUAUCAAAUCAGAAUAUUAGAUCCUUUCAUUAUCAGAACAGCAGCUUAUGAACUGCUUCAUUUCCCGAAAGUGUUUCCCAAAAAUGAGAAACCCAAACACCCAACAACAGGAAUUAUUGCCAUUACAUUGGCAUUUCACAUAUGUCAUGAAGUUCACCUUGCUGGUUUUAAGUACAACUUUUCUGACCUCAAGAGUCCUUUGCACUACUAUGGGAAUUCCACCAUGUCUUUGAUGAGUAAGAACGCAUAUCACAAUGUGACUGCAGAGCAGCUCUUUUUGAAGGACAUUAUAGAAAAAAAAUUUGUAAUUGACUUGACUCAAGAUUGACCCUACAGACUCAGAAGAUGAUGCUAACAGUAUUAGUUUUAUUUUUAUACUGCAAUUUUUAGUUUAUUUUUAAAUACGCUGGAUGUACUUGUCAAGAAAUUAUGUAUAUUAAGUCUGUUGCUGCCUGGUGAUUCAUAACCACCAGCUUAAUUUCUGUGAAUAUAUUUAAUUUAUGGAAACCAAGACAUUUUAAGCUAUCAGGGAAAGUGAAGUUUUCGAUUACAUUGUUUUAAAAAUAAGCUAGUUUUCUGAGGUGUUUUUAAGUAUCUUUUUUAUAGUUCAUCUUAGACUUUGGAAGGGAUGUGACCUCCUAUUAAGUAAGGGGAUUUAGUUUACCACAGCACAUUUUGAAUGUAACACUAACAUUUUGAGAGGUUUCCCUGGCUACUGUAAAUGGGUGGGGAGCUGGCAUGAUAUGGCAGUGCCUUGAUGUGGCGUACUGGAACCUCUUCAGACCUAUAUGUUUGGAGGAUUGUUUGGUUCCUUUUUGUUCUGCCUGAGGACCCUGACGAAUUUUAAACCAGACCUGAAGCAUGGAUGGUUGUGGAAAUCUAAGAUCAUACUGGCUUAAUUAAGUAUUUUUUCCUGCAGUUAAGUAAACCAUGAUUAUGAUGAGUAGUUUGGUAGAAUGAAGAUUUUUUUUUUUCCAAGUCAAAAGAAACAGGAUCACCACGAAACGCUGGAUAAGUAAAUAACCAAAGAAUGCAAUUCCUAAAGUUUGGUGACUGCAUUAUUUUAAAGAAAGAAAGUUUAUACAAAGAAGCUGAAUUAGGCAAGCUCAAGAAGGAGAAAAUUCUUAAAUAUUUUUUGCCUGGCUUAAUUUAUUCAUUAAAUUUUCGAAGUUUAUUUGAAGUAAUUUAGGAAAGACAGGACAUGAGUGAGUAAACCUUUAAGAAGAGUCAAGCUGUUUUCUGGAUUUAAAUGGCAUUUUCAUGAGAAACCAGUUGUCCACAUGAUUAAAUCACAUCUUCAAAUGGAGAGCUCACCUAGGGUGCACCAAGAGAAGAAUGUGGUGGGAUGCAAACAAGCCAGUUGGACAGAAGUGGUGAGCUAGUCUCCCUUUCCAUUUUAAUGACUAUGGGGAGGGAGGAGGACAAGAGAACAGCAGAAGGCUGGGAUCAAAAGCUGCCAGAAAAGGUAUGAGUGAAAAGAACUGGUAUCUUUUGAACAGUAAUUAUCACUGGGAGACAGGGAUAAUCAUCACUGACAACUAACGUGCCUCUCUGAAGAGAAUGUAUAAAUAUUAGAUCAGAAACAGGAAUAAAUGACAUACUUGAAAGUGGUGUAAGGGGGAGAAAACUAGCAGCUGAUUUAACCCAGACCUCCACAUUAAAUAUGGACUCUGUUCUGUUAAUCUCAGCAUCUGUUUGCGCAGUACCCGUCUCUGAUUCUUCUGAUAACGUUGGGGUGGAAAAGGCACAGCUGUUCAGUGUGAUCUUUCCCUCACAGCCAUAGGCUGCAGCUGGGCUGCUGAAGCUGAGUUUGAUGCAAAGUAAUUCAGGCUUCAGAAAGGAUGAUGUUGGCUACAGAAAAAGUCAAAGGUGGCAUUUUCAAAUGUUACUUGCCAAAAAAAGAAGAGGAGAUGAGAGAAGAAACUAGUCACAAGUUGGAUUAAAUGAGAACUGGUGCCAUGGUUGACCUAAAAAUAUCCAACUCUUAGAUUUUGCAGUUUAGGGACGUCAAGUUCAGAACUGAAAGGCAGAGCCAAUAGGUAAUAAUUUUUUUCUUAAAAAUAAGCAGAGCUUCAUUGAUUUAAGAGGGGUUGAAAAGCUUUUAUUGUCCCACCUAAUCUAUUCGUCCUUUCUAACUGUAUUAUCUGACAUGGUGUUUCUAUAACCCUCUUGCUCUCCAGGUGACAAUGUGGAGCCCAGGGAAAGAAGUUCAAGCUUUAUCACAUUCCAUAGAAUUAUGGCCACAUUCAUUAUUUAAUGAGCUCAUUUUCUGUUCCCUCCUGUGGGUUGAGGGAAGAAAAGCAAGUGUGUAUGUAACAUCAUAAUUUCAAAUACUGUAUAAAUCCUCUACUUGAACCAUUUCAACAGCGAAUAAACCCAUUGUUCAAUGCAAAGUGCAUAUAGUGAAACGUGAAUUUAAAUAACUGGGCUAGACCCUGCAAAACCAGUAGGAUCUGUUUAGAGUUACAGCUUUUAACAAAACAUAAAUCAGCAUUCACAAUAUCUUACCUUUAACUGUGCUGGUUCCUAAAUCAAGUAACAGCAAAGUCAGUGUAAUUUUAUGAAACCUUAAGGGCCACAUUUCCUGCACCAAUGUCUGAUUCUAUUUUUUAUAAUUGCAUUAACAGGAAAAAAUUUAAUCCAAUAAGCCACAGUGACUUAAGUCUUUCACAUGUUUCAAGCAAAGAAUAAAAAUUCAAGGAAAUUUUGUAAAAAAAUGGUUAUUUUCACAUUUUCAGUUGUUACUUGAUUGUCUCCAAAGCUGUAUAUAUAUCAGACAUAGUCACGUUAGAAAAAACAAAACAACCCCCC